UGAUGAAUGACAGAAGCUAGUCAGUAAGUCGGACUCGGAACCAGCAAGUAGAGCUAGUGACAGGAUGUCCACGACACCCACGUCCAGCCUGCUCUCGGGACAGCCCUUCCGGCGUGGCUACAACUAGACGUUCUGCUAGCCCGUCGCGGUCCCGGCCACCCAGUCUCUCGUCAGGGGCCACACCCACGCCCUCCCCAAAGUGGAGUCGCCCUACUCAGCCCCUGCCUGCCCAAAGAGCCCGGGCGGCCCCGUCCGCGUAGGGAGCGGUUUCCCGCCGGGGAGAUUUGGCAGGUGCGCGCCGUGACUUCCGGCGUUGCCCGGGAGCCGCUGGAGGAGGAGCGGCGCAGGGGAUGCGGCUGUGGUGGCGGCGGCGGCGGCCGGGCGCGGGGGGCGGCUGUGGCGGCGGCUGGGGUCGUGGGCCGGCAAUGGCGCGGCGGCGCUGAAAGCGCGGGGAGGGCGGCGGCCGGAGGGCGGGCGGCGUGGGAGGAAGCGGCGGCGGCAGCUCCAUGGCCCGGGCGCGUUGAGAUACGCGGCUCUCGCCUCAGCCCGGCGGCGGCCGAACAAUGAAGCUCCUGAAGCCAACCUGGGUCAACCACAAUGGCAAGCCAAUUUUUUCAGUUGAUAUUCACCCUGACGGGACCAAGUUCGCAACUGGAGGACAAGGGCAGGAUUCUGGGAAGGUUGUGAUCUGGAAUAUGUCUCCAGUCCUCCAGGAGGAUGACGAGAAGGAUGAAAAUAUUCCCAAGAUGCUUUGCCAGAUGGACAAUCACUUAGCAUGUGUGAACUGUGUGCGGUGGUCAAACAGUGGGAUGUAUUUAGCUUCUGGGGGAGAUGACAAACUGAUUAUGGUGUGGAAGCGGGCUACGUACAUCGGGCCCAGCACUGUGUUUGGCUCCAGUGGUAAGCUUGCCAAUGUGGAGCAGUGGCGGUGUGUCUCCAUCCUCCGGAAUCACUCAGGUGAUGUGAUGGAUGUAGCAUGGUCUCCCCAUGAUGCCUGGCUAGCCUCCUGCAGCGUGGAUAACACUGUUGUCAUCUGGAAUGCUGUGAAGUUCCCAGAAAUUCUUGCUACUCUGAGAGGUCAUUCUGGCUUGGUGAAAGGGUUAACUUGGGACCCUGUUGGUAAAUAUAUUGCCUCUCAAGCUGAUGAUCGCAGCCUGAAGGUGUGGAGGACACUGGACUGGCAGCUAGAGACCAGCAUUACCAAGCCUUUUGAUGAGUGUGGAGGGACAACCCAUGUUUUACGGCUCAGCUGGUCACCUGAUGGGCAUUACCUGGUGUCUGCUCAUGCCAUGAACAACUCUGGCCCCACUGCCCAGAUCAUUGAGCGGGAGGGCUGGAAGACCAACAUGGACUUCGUGGGGCACCGGAAAGCUGUGACUGUCGUGAAAUUCAACCCAAAAAUCUUCAAAAAGAAACAGAAGAAUGGGAGUUCUGCGAAGCCCAGCUGCCCAUACUGCUGCUGUGCUGUUGGCAGCAAGGACCGCUCGCUGUCUGUCUGGCUCACAUGUUUGAAACGGCCUCUGGUUGUCAUCCAUGAGCUGUUUGACAAAUCCAUCAUGGAUAUUUCCUGGACUCUGAACGGACUUGGCAUCCUUGUGUGUUCCAUGGACGGCUCUGUGGCAUUCCUUGAUUUCUCCCAGGAUGAGCUUGGAGACCCCCUGAGUGAGGAGGAAAAGAGCCGCAUUCACCAGUCCACCUAUGGCAAGAGCCUGGCAAUCAUGACCGAGGCUCAGCUCUCCACAGCUGUCAUUGAAAACCCAGAAAUGCUCAAAUACCAGCGGAGACAGCAACAGCAGCAGCUGGACCAGAAGAGUGCCACUGCCAGGGAGACAGGCUCAGCUUCUUCAGUUGCAGGUGUUGUCAACGGGGAGAGUCUGGAAGACAUCAGGAAGAAUCUUUUGAAGAAACAAGUUGAAACUCGGACAGCAGAUGGCCGGAGAAGAAUCACACCUCUCUGCAUAGCACAGCUGGACACUGGGGACUUCUCCACGGCAUUCUUUAACAGCAUCCCACUCUCUGGCUCCCUGGCGGGCACCAUGCUCUCCUCUCCCAGCAGUCAGCAGCUACUGCCACUGGACUCCAGUACCCCCUCCUUCGGCGCCUCGAAGCCUUGCACAGAGCCUGUGACCGCCGCUGGCGCCCGGCCUACAGGCGAGUCUGUCAGUAAGGACAGUAUGAAUGCUACCUCUACUCCUGCUGCAUUGUCCCCUUCUGUGUUAACAACCCCAUCCAAGAUUGAGCCCAUGAAAGCAUUUGACUCCCGAUUCACAGAGCGGUCCAAAGCCACGCCUGGUGCUCCUUCCUUGACCAGUGUGACUCCCACAUCUGUGGAAAGGUUGAAAGAGCAGAACCUUGUGAAAGAGCUGAGGCCCCGAGACCUCCUAGAGAGCAGCAGUGACAGUGAUGAAAAGGUCCCUUUGGCCAAGCCUUCCUCACUAUCCAAACGAAAACUUGAGCUUGAGGUAGAGACAGUGGAGAAGAAGAAGAAAGGACGCCCUCGAAAAGACUCCCGUCUCCUACCUGUGUCUUUGUCUGUCCAGUCUCCAGCUGCCCUCACUGCAGAGAAGGAGGCCAUGUGUCUGUCUGCACCAGCGCUUGCACUGAAGCUGCCGAUUCCAAACCCCCAGAGAGCAUUCACCCUCCAGGUGAGCUCUGACCCUUCCAUGUACAUUGAGGUGGAGAACGAAGUGACAACUGUAGGGGGUGUGAGGCUGAGCCGCCUGAAGUGCAACCGGGAAGGGAAGGAGUGGGAGACGGUGCUCACUAGCCGUAUCCUCACUGCUGCCGGCAGCUGUGAUGUGGUGUGUGUUGCCUGUGAAAAGAGGACGCUGUCGGUGUUCUCCACCUGUGGUCGCCGCCUCCUCCCUCCCAUUCUCCUGCCGUCCCCCAUCUCUACUUUGCACUGCACAGGUUCCUACGUCAUGGCACUCACCGCUGCUGCCACGCUGUCUGUCUGGGAUGUUCACAGGCAAGUGGUUGUGGUGAAAGAAGAGUCUCUACACUCCAUCUUGGCAGGAAGUGAUAUGACGGUGUCACAGAUCUUGUUGACGCAGCAUGGAAUCCCAGUGAUGAACUUGUCUGAUGGGAAGGCGUACUGCUUUAAUCCGUCACUCUCUACAUGGAACCUGGUUUCUGACAAGCAGGACUCACUGGCCCAGUGUGCGGAUUUUAGGAACAGCCUGCCAUCCCAGGACGCCAUGCUGUGCUCAGGACCGUUAGCCAUAAUCCAGGGCCGCACCUCCAACUCUGGAAGGCAAGCUGCCCGGCUCUUCUCCGUGCCUCACGUGGUGCAGCAGGAGACCACAUUGGCCUACCUAGAGAACCAGGUCGCAGCAGCACUUAUCUUGCAAUCCAGCCAUGAGUACCGCCAUUGGCUCCUCCUCUACGCACGGUACCUUGUGAAUGAAGGGUUUGAAUACCGACUCCGAGAAAUAUGCAAGGACUUACUGGGUCCGGUUCACUGCUCCACUGGAAGCCAGUGGGAGUCAACAGUAGUGGGUCUGCGGAAGAGGGAGCUGCUGAAGGAGCUGCUACCAGUCAUUGGGCAGAACCUCCGAUUCCAGCGCCUCUUCACCGAGUGUCAGGAACAGCUCGAUAUCCUGAGGGACAAGUAGCCUACCCUGGCCUGCCCUGGCUACAGCAUGGGCAGGGCCACACUCUCGCCACUAACAGAUGCCCAGGGCCAGCCCCUUCCUGGCUGGGCUGCAGAGGGAGGAGGAGACACUGGCAGGAGAUGUGCUGUCCUGCACCAGCGCUGGCCCAGAUCCCUGGGCAGACGUGCCCUGCAUCCUGGGCCUAAUAUUGCCUCAGAAGAGGGAAACUUGUCCCUCCCUCCAGGGCCCCCAACAGAGGGGGCUCUGCCCGGCUGCCCUGGGGCCAGCAAGGCACUCCCAGGCCUGCCAUCUCCAGCUCAGUCCCGAGGUGGACACUAGCCCUUGCCGCUGCAGGUGCCGUGCUGCUUCAGCUAUGACAAAUGAGCCAUUUGUGAGAGCGAGAAUCCAGAAACAUUAGGUAUCAUGCAGUCAGCAGACUGACCUGAGACCUAUGUAAAAGGAAAGCUGUUCCAACACACGGACUAUUUUUGUACUAGAAUUUGCUAACUUGUAAUAUGAAAUUUUCUUUUGGCCAAUAAUCAGGAUAUCCCUAUAAGUUACUUGGACAUUGGUCACUUGUAGGAAAUUUAAACUCUAAUUAUGACACUGAAAAAUAAUUGUACUGAAAUUAAUUUGUCUAUCUUCAUUUGGUUUAAUUUUUAAAUUGUUUGUAAAAAGAGAAGUUUUGGGGGGGCGCGGGGAAGAGGGGAGGGGAAUUUCUUUUGUAAGUGUAAAAUAAAUGAACAUGCAUUGGAUACCAAA
This is a messenger RNA of Castor canadensis (American beaver), 4355 nucleotides long. RefSeq names its product histone cell cycle regulator (gene Hira). The record is from RefSeq and is a predicted model, not a curated record. Gene Ontology annotation, biological process: regulation of DNA-templated transcription; DNA-templated transcription; chromatin remodeling. Lineage: Eukaryota; Metazoa; Chordata; Mammalia; Rodentia; Castoridae. Gene Ontology annotation, molecular function: protein binding; nucleosome binding. Gene Ontology annotation, cellular component: HIR complex; nucleus; chromatin.